Molecule: messenger RNA, 2115 nt
Organism: Triticum urartu
Lineage: Eukaryota; Viridiplantae; Streptophyta; Magnoliopsida; Poales; Poaceae
Source: RefSeq, a predicted model, not a curated record
UGCCAGCCAGCUCUUGAGUUCUUGCUGUAGUGUUCUACACUUGUACUGUUGCAGAGAAAGAAAGUAGAGAGAGAAAGAAGGAGGGGUUGCACGAAGAAAAGGGGCGAGAAGAGAAUCUGAAUUCGCUUUUAGUCAUUGACCAACCCCACAGCUCCGUCCACCUCACCUUCCAAGUCUACCUCGCCGUCGUCCCACCCACCGCCUCCUUAUCGCCUCAUCCGACGCGACGGCCACCAAGCGAAAUUGACAGCCUCCAGCCAUCCAAGACUAGAAGAGUGAUUGUGCGUGCCCUGAUGCGCACAGCCACCAAGCGGAAUUUCCAAGAGCACGUACCAAGCGAAGACUCGAAAGUCAUCGUGCUUACUCUCCGAAGUUUCCGGGAAAUUUGGCCACACCAGGCCGUGUGGCCAUCCGGCGUAUGGGCAUGGAGACCACGAGCAGACGGCACCAAUGAGUUCUUAGCCUCGCGCAUGGCCAUGGAGUCGCCGGCGACAAGCCGCCUGCUCGUGUUCCUCUCUUUGCUCACGCUUUGGAGCAUCGCCGUCGACAGUGCGCCGCCAGCUGCCGCCGCGGUGGCGCGGGAGGCGACGGCGCCUGCGCCGGUGCGGUUCGGCGUGGGGAGCAGGAGCCUGACCUGCAAUUCCGUGGAGGUCCUGGAUGCGUUCUACCUGAAGCAACCAAGCUGCGCCAACUGGGCGGACCUGCGAGCGAAGGAUUCCCGCGGAGAGGCCGUCGCCGCAGCACACGCUGCCGAGGACCUGAUCAAGAAUGCCCAAGUGCAAGCCAUCAUCUGGGGCCUUCAGAUGCUGAACAAUGCAGAUCACAUCCCACACCUGGCCGACCACAACAACAUUCUGGCGCUCUCCUUCUACGGCAGUGAUGCCUUCUGGCAAGAAGAUCCUGUAAACGAUUCCGCGGGCCUUACACUUGGAUUAAAUGACACCAUGAUGUUUCUUCAUCCAAGAACCGAGAAAAUAGACGGCAUGAAACUGGAUACAAGAAAUUCAAGACAAGAUCACGAAGGUCAGGUGAUGCUGAAAGAUUUUGCGAAUGUUAUUUAUCCUAUUCUCGAGAAACAAAACAUCAGCAUGUACAAUACUGUUAAAGAUAUGGUGAGGCCAGUUUCUAGUCCGCUCUAUAACCGUCUCCGAGAUCCUCACCCAUCCUAUCGGAAACGACGAGCCUCUUCCACAACGUUGCUUAGUGGUGAGCACUAUGAUGAGCUUGUAUGCAGCGUGUCUCCCAGGAUGAAUUUGGGAGUGGGCGAUGUGCCAUACGCACAGUCUGGUGCGUCUAUGAUUGUGCUCGUCAAGGAUGAACCAUAUACAAUCAGCUGGACAUUUGUAAAGCCACUAAGUAGGAAUCUUUGGUUUGCAACCAUUAUCUUUUUCUUCUAUACUGGCAUUGUUGUGUGGAUGAUUGAACUACCCAGAAAUCCGGAGUACCAAGGAUCAAGUUUGAGACAAUGUAGCACUGCCCUCUACUUUGUUUUCUCUACUUUGACGUUUUCUCAUGGUCAAAUUAUUAGAAGCCCCUUGUCAAAAAUUGUCGUGGUAAUAUGGUGCUUUGUAGUGCUGAUUCUGAUACAGAGCGACACAUCAAGCUUGUCAUCCAUAUUAACCAUAGAGAGGCUCCGUCCUUGGGUUCUGCACCUCUCACUUUGCAAAACUUCUCGGGGCUCUUCGUCAUCACUGGAUCCAUUUCAACUAUCAUGAUACUGAUAGCCAUUGUGAGGUUGGUGUUCGCACACGAACACGUCACCGUAUAUCCUAUCUGACCGGCAGCGCGAUACGCAGGACAGCCGACAGAUGCUUUUGUAGACCCGAAGCCCCGUUUGCCCGGGAGGGACCCCAUCAAGGCUCGCGGCGGCUAUGGGCUGCUCCAGGUCGAUUCGCUCGCCCCUAGAGCCUCGUGGAUCCGCAGCCCUCCAGCAUGAAGAACUAGUGAAGAACGAGAAAAAAGAUACAAAGGAGAGAUAAAAAGUAGAUGAACACGAAAAAGUAGUAGAUGUGUUUGUUCGAUUGUGUGUUGUUUCAAUCGGCCGUCACCCCCAACAUAUAUAAGAGGCGGCUGGACUUCCCGUACAAGCAAAGAAUUUAUCUAGGCUUUCCUUAC